AUGGAUAGAGCCCUAGACAGUCUCGCGGAGUUGCGGAGCGGAGGCGAGCUGGAGGAGGGCGGCCGCCGUGAGUCGCGCGGCCGUGCAGCCGAGGCGUGUCAGACUGUCGUUUCGGGGGGUUGCGGGAGGUGGGCCGACAGCGAGUGCGAGGUGGCUGGCGCGCCAGCUCCGGAUCUGCUUCGCGCGCCUUUGUUGCCUCUUCGUUUGCAACGGCAUACAGCAGGCGACGGCCUCGCGACGGCCUUCGCUAACCGCGUGGAGGCGAGGGCCCCGCAGGAAGCCGGGGCUUUCUCGGCGUCACCGCGCUUCAAGGCGAUAAAGGAGAGACUCGCGGCGAAGCCCAGGCUCGGCAUCGUCCUCGUCGACCUCCCGCAGAUUGAGAGAGAGAGGCUGAUUCGCGAAGAGGGAGAGCGGAACAGGAAGAAGCUCGCCGCCGCCGCUGAGCGUGAGGAGAGAACGAAGAAGGCGGUCGCGUCGCGGGGGGAAAAACCCAAGAGAAAGCGAGUCCUCGCGGACAGCGAGGGCGCGGCAGGAGGAAGGUCAGAAGAAACGCGGCUGGCGGUUAUAGAAGGGUCCACGCCUGCGGAAGUUUUUGGCGAGAGAGAAGGAGAGACGAGCCGAGAGGCUCACGCAGGCGACCGCGAGGAGACAGGGGGACGCCGACUCGAAAUCACGCCUUUCGCGGACGAGAGACGCGCAGUCUCCUCCGCCUCGCGUGCGCCGGCUGCCAGAGGGACCCGCCCUCGCGGGCGCCCUCCGCGGAAGGCCUCGCGUCUGGGAGCUGCGGCCCCCGAUGCGCAGGAGGGGCGAGCGCGCGCAGGAGACAAGACCGACUCAGGGCUCGCCCGUGGAGGCAAGUGGAGCCCGAGAGCCGCUUUCGAGGACGGGGCGACGCAGGCCGCAGUCGAAGAGGCGGGGCGGGCGGGCGCCCCACUCGCCCAGCUGCAGGAGGCGGAAGAAAAGCAGAAAGCGAGAAGGAGGUCUGAGGGGGGGAGAGAGGAACCUGGAGACAGGGGACGCGGCCGGGGGCGGGCCCGACGGCGCAAAGAAGAAGGCGCGCGGGAGUCUCCGGAGAAACGCCGGAGGCCGCGCGCUCGAGGCGUGGAGAGUGACGCAGAGAGGCAUCCGCUCGAUGCAGAGACAACCCCAAGUCGAGGAGGCGGCAGCCGCUCUCUCGAAAGGAAACGAGUGAUACCUGGAGAAGUCACGGCCGGCGGCAGUUCCUCCUCGCUGAAUUCGUUCUUUACCCCUCUCGUCGUGCCUCCUGCGCGUCCGUUUGCGUCGCACUCCUCGUCGAGCGCCUCUCUCUCGCCGCCUGCAGUCUCCUCCAGGUUGUUUUGCGUCGGCCGCCCAGCCUCCUCAUCUUCCGCACCUGGCGUGUCUCAGUCGCCGCCUCGCGCCUCCUCUUCUUCCACGUCUUCGUCUUCUUUUUUGCGCGCCUGCUCGCUCGGCUCGCCCGCUCCAUCGUCUGAGUCUCCGCAUGCAGCGCCUCGAAGAUGGCGCGUGUCUGUCUCCGCCGCGGACAGCGGCGACGGCGAGCCCGUGGCGCUCCCGUCCGCUGGCCUCUUGAGGCCUGCGCCGAAUCGUCCGCGUCCUCCGGAGGCCUCUGCUGUCUCUGCGGAGGCGCAGCCUAACACUCCGCGAACGCACUCACUCUCCCCCCAGUCUUCUCGCUCGUCUUCUUUCACCUCUGCUUCCUGCCGCGGCGCGUCUCGCUCGCCCUCUUCGCUGUCCCCCUCCUCUCCUCCCUCGCCGGGAUGGGGGGGGGCAUCGUCGCCCUCCAGUCUCUCUGCCUCCGCGCCGUUUGCUGCCGCCGAGUCUGCGGCGCUGCCUCUGGCUUCUGUGCCGUGUGUGGCGGCGGAGUGUCUGUGUGCACAGAACGCCUGGCUUCGGCGCGACUUAGUUGGGCGAUUCGAGCGCCUUCUUCGGCGAUUUUCGCGGGAGAUCCGCGAGACGCUGCAUGUGACGGCUCACACCGCGGAGGCGGUUCAUGCCUUCUCCAGAGUGCUUCUGAAACUCGCACACCGCCCAGAGGACGCCGAGGCGCCGGCAGCGCGCGCGCGAGAGCCGAAGGAGGCGCGCGGAGAAACGCGGAGAAACGCGGACGAGUCGCGGAAGGGGCGGUUGCGGGCUGGGGACGAGACGCCGCACAGACGCCAGGCGGAGACUGCGCGCAGGAAAAGGAAGCCUGACGACGACGGCGCGCGAAGAGCCCCGAAGGUUCAGCGCCACAUACGGAAGGCGGAGCGAGGCGCUGACAGGGAGACCGACGCGAGGACCGAGGGGGAGGGUGCGGCCGAGGCACGGUGCAGCGACGACGCGUGGGGGUCGAAGCGAAGGAAGGAAUGGAGAGAGGAGUGCCGAGAGAGUCGAAGUGGGGAACGCCACGCGAGUCGAGACGUGCGCGCGUCCCUCGACGCGGAGCAUGUGAGGGCGCAGGGGCGCGUGGAAGGAAGGCGAGAGGAGUGGGAGGCGGCGAGGCUCGCGCUGGCGACUGAGAGCCGCGAGGAAGUCGAGAUCCUCUGCGAAACAGGGAGACAGCUCCGUGACGACGACACCGCGGGUGUGCCAAGCAUAGAAGCCAGCGCCGCGAAGACCGCGAAAGGCAGGAAACAGCGGACGUCGGUCGCCUCGAGAAACGCUGCCGAAGAGAAGAGAACGAGCCAGAAGACAGGGGCACGGAGGACAGAGACAGGAGAAGGCGCACGUUUCGAGAAGGAAGGCGUACACGCAUCGCGAGAAUCGCUUCCUCCGCUCCCCCGUGUUUCCUCGCCGUCUAGCCCGCAGGGGUCGCCUCUGGGUUCACCGUCUGUGUCACCUUCGUCCGAUCCGUGUUCAUCUUCCUCUUGUUCUUCCUUGUCUUCCUCCCCGCUCAGCGCGACCUUCCGGAGUUCGUCGCCGGCUCUGCCUCUCCCGUCGUUGCCUGCGCGCCAUCCGCAGGCGACGUUGCCUUCGGUUCCUCGCUCGCCUUCGAGGCACUCGCCCUCUUCGUCUUCCUCUUCUUCUUCCUCCUCUGCGGCAUCGUUGUCAGGCAUCUCUCCCGGCCCCUCGCCCCUCCAGUCUUCCGCGCCGCUUCCUCUGGCGGAGGCGCGCGAGCCGCGCUGCACGUCGUCUUCGGUGCAGUUUUCUUCUGCUCCGUCGCGUGCCUCCGCCAGCCCAGCCAGCCCCUCAGGCCUUGCUUCGCUGACUCCGUCGCGUGCGCCUGUGAGGUGUCCUGCGUCGCUCGCGGUCUCAGGCGUCCCGGCUUUCGCUACAUCUUCCUCAGCCCCUUCGCGCUUCCUCCCGGCGGCGUUGCGUCCGCGCGGUCGCGGGGCCGCCGCCUCGCCCUCGCUGCGCGCCUCUGCACCCCGCCGCUCGGCGCUCGCCCAGGCGCGAGGAGACCGGAGAGGAGAGAGGGCAGACACCCUGCACCCGCCUGCGCGGCCGCUGGGGGCAGCAGAGGAAAAAUCCCGCGCGAAGGAGACAGAGGAGGACGCCGCUCGAGACAGCGGCGGGGGUGAGCACACCGCCCUCGACAGAGCUGCGCACAGGCGGGACCAGGCAAACAGUGCCGUCAGCAAGUCUGCGGAGAGCAUGGAAGGGCUGGAGCAACCCGCAUCGGCGCACGGAGAUCUGCCGGAGACACGUCCGGGGACGACGCAGGCAGGUUCGAAGGCCGCAGUCUCAGAUGCGUCGGCUCCCGCGUCCGGCGCGUCCCUCGAAGGUCCAGUGGGGACAGCGUCGCGAACGGCUCCGCGUGACCCUCCGUCUCGAGGCGCGCAGCCUCCCUCCUGUGCGGGCGCACAGUCGGCUCCCUCUGCUGCGUCCGCCCAGGCGUCUCCUGCCUCCACGUGCGCCUGUUCGUCCCCCGCGGCGCCGUCUUCCGUGUUUUCGGCGCGCGCAGUCGCCAGCGCUGCGGAUGAGUUCUCGCCGUCGUCGCUGCCUGCGCGCGCGCAGGACGCGGUUGCCUCGUGGCUCCGCUGCGCGCGUCCCAGCGAAGCUUCGGUUCUGUCUUCGCUUCUCCCGUCGCCGCUUCUACAGAAAGUGACCUCCUCCCUCGCGUAUCCUCUCCCUCCUCCGUCUGCCUCUGCGCCGGCCUCCUCUCCAGUCCCUGCGCCAGUCUCUUCUUCAGUCUCUGCACCAGUCUCUUCUUCAGUCUGUGCUCCUGUCUCUUCUUCAGUCUCUGCACCUGUCUCUUCUUCAGUCUCUGCACCUGUCUCUUCUUCGGUCUCUGCGCCAGUCUCUGCGUCUUCUGCUUCGCCUCCGGGCCCCGCCCCCUCGUGCGGCGCCUCGCCGCUCUGCAGCUCGGCGGCUGCGUCGCCGCUCUCUGCGAGUCUGGCGUCGCGCUUUCCCGCGGCGAUUUCGCUCGGUCGGGCGGUUCGAGGGCGUCAGAGGGACAGAUGCAACGCGGCGGGGGAGAGCGACGGCGCGCGCGGGCGGGCCUGCGACGGAGGCGCGUCCUCUCCGCCGCGCGAGGGCGAGUUCCGGCGACCGACGCCGGACGCGGCGCUCGUUCGACAGAAGCCUCGCGGGGGCUGUGCGACUGAGAGGGAAGAAGGCGAGGCGACCGACGCGGCAGUCGAAGGAAACGCACUGGAGACGCGAGUCGAGGCCAGCGCGCGGCGAGGCGCAGGCGCGGGCGGAGCCGGCGGAGGGGAAAACGGGGUGGCUGAGAGAAGACCGGACGCGGGCACGAACGAAGAAAGCGACAGGGGAAGCCUGGGCCCCCCCGCCUGCAGGAACGGGACAGCCAGCGCGGGGGGGGCAGGGCGACUUCCCGCCUCGACGGGGGGGGAGGAGGGAGGCGGGAGCGCGAACGAGCAGGGACAGCAACUGGGGCGUUUGUGCGGCAGCAGCAAAGAGAAGCAGACUCUUCUCGCGUCGCUAGACUUGGAUGUUUUCAUCCACCAAAGGCCCCUCUCGGGAGACGCUGUCCUGGCGAAUCUCUACACGGCGGAUCGCUACCGCGGAGGGGGCGCAGAGUCGCGCGCGCCUGAGGCGGCCGGAGGUCGGGCUGGGGCUGGGGGCAGCGACGCCGAGCAGGGAGAGGAGGCUGAAAGGCGCAGACGCGAGCGGCAGAGUCAGUUGUGUUUUUCGCUUCUUUUUCCGGCGCAGAAGGAGGGAGCGGCUGCGGAGAAGGGCGACGGCGCCGGUUCCCCCGAAGGGGCUGAGGUGAAGAAGAAGAAGAAAACGCGUUCCAGGGAGGGUCAGGAGCGCCAUAGGAAGCGAUGGGAAGAGAUCAAGAGACGCAGACUCGCGCUGGAGCAAGUCCGGAGACAGCGGGCAGGCGGGCAGCAGUCCUGA
Messenger RNA from Besnoitia besnoiti, 5283 nucleotides. RefSeq lists its product as uncharacterized. NCBI's taxonomy places the organism in Eukaryota, Apicomplexa, Conoidasida, Eucoccidiorida, Sarcocystidae. The record is from RefSeq and is a predicted model, not a curated record. The transcript has a single exon. Bases 1 to 5283 code for a protein of 1760 amino acids.